AUGCAGCAGUGCAGCCGCAACGAGGCGUCUUUGCCCGCGGUAUCACGGUCGCCGGCACGCCUCGAAGCGAGCCACGCCGGCCUCGCCAACCUUGGCAACACAUAUUACAUGAAUGCCACUCUGCAGUGCCUAGCGCACACGCCGCCACUGGUCGACGCGCUGCUGUCGGAGCAGUGCGAGUCCACCACGGUCAAUGCUCUCACACGCGUGGUCUCUGGCAUCCUUGCAAACGACGCUGCUUCGUACCACAGCGACCAAAAAGCCUUGGUACCACCGUUCCACUCGCCCACGACGCAGCAAGAUGCGAGCGACUACCUCGCGUGGCUCGUCUCGGAUCUUGAAGUCGCUUCAACAAUUCCCGAGGAUGUUUUCGGCUCGUACUGA
Molecule: messenger RNA, 384 nt
Organism: Saprolegnia diclina VS20
Lineage: Eukaryota; Oomycota; Saprolegniomycetes; Saprolegniales; Saprolegniaceae
Exons: 1
Coding region: 1-384 (127 amino acids)
Biological process (GO): protein deubiquitination
Molecular function (GO): cysteine-type deubiquitinase activity
Source: RefSeq, a predicted model, not a curated record